AUAGGUGACACUGGAUUUAUUCGUACAGCAUCUUGUUUGCUCGCAGUUUAGAACGUUAUACUUUCAGAUUUAUUGCUGAAAGAUGUAUUCUUCAUUGAUUUUAUACAAGGAUAACUUUGGCUUCUUUCAUUUUUAACAAGUUGUAACCUUUGUGUAACAGCGUGUAUAUGUAACGAAGGAGAAAUUGGUUCUAAUACCUGAUUGUGAUACAGAGUGGAGUUACUCUCUAAGCAGAUAUCAGUUGGAAGACGUUCCACUAUAUUUGUCCAUCUGGCUGCAUUUCUGCCCUGUAGCAAGGAAACUCUUCUUAACGGGCCAAAAUGUUGUGGGCAAAGGAGUAUGAAGAUAUUAUCAAAGAACCAUAUGAAAAAUUGAAGCAAGCUGUAACCAGACUUAUGCCAGCCAUCAUAAAGAAAUAUGAAGAGGAGAGGGCUGCUCUUGAAAAGCAAGAGGGAGGGCCCAAGGAGAGGCAGUCUAAAAAGGAGGAGGUGGGGGAGGCGAGCAGUGAGGAGGCGGAUGACAAGAAGACCGGCCAAUCAGACGUGGCAAAGAAGAGGCAGAUGGGACCACGCAAGAUAUUCCCAUGGGACACUGGUACAAGGGACGGGCUAUGUGAUGUAGUUCGCAUUAAGAUGCAGACGUUUAAGAAGGCGCGGACAAAGUCCCAGUCAGCUGAGGAGUUCUGUAAGGGGUUCCUCAAGAAUGAAGUGCUGCCCCUAUGGCCAAAGGGCUGGAUGGAGACCCGCUUCUUGUACCGUGAGAGCAAGACUGCACACCAUACAUACACAAAACCUCUGUCCAGUCAAAAGCCAAAGAAGACACCUGUGCGGAACAAGGUUCGAACAAGUUCUUCACUGAAUGCAUCUGGUGCAAGUACUUCGGGGGCAAAUACUACCAUGACUGAAAAAAGCGGGUCAGCAAAACCUGGGGAUGAUGUUGUCAUAUCAACCAUUUAUGAUAGAUCAGCAUUAGAUCAAACGUCACAACCGAAACCUCCAAGACAGAGUCCAAUGAGCCUGGCAAUGUCCAAGACCAAAUCGUCCAAUCAGAAUCAGGCGACGGACUCUCCAUCUUUCAAGACGAGCUCUUCGAAAAGGAAGGCCUCCAGGACUGAUGGCAAAUAUGAGAUGUCGGACUCUCAGAGCAAGAAGCGUCGAACACUGGAGUUCCCUAAGGAGGACAUGUUGGACAGGACAAGGCCAGCCACCACAAGUCCCUUUGCAACCCGGGGAUUGCAGCAAGACACCAUGGAGCAGAGACAAGCGACUCCUACGUCUGCCUGUGACGAUAUGAAGGCCUUGGAUUUGCAGUAUGAGCUGCUUAAAGUGGCUGACCGCAUCUGUGACCACGUCAGUCAACUCUCCAUGUCCGACAUAAUGAACUGCUUCAAGGUUAACAGUCGCGCUGUGCAAAAUCUACUACAUCAAAGAACUGAGAUCAAGUCCCAGGCCAGUGGAAGGAAUCUUAUGGACAGAAUAUUCAUCUCAAACUGUACAGCAGGUGAUGUUGGUAGAGCUAGGGAUUCCACUUCAAUAGCAAUUUCCAAACAAAUCACGGCGCCCACAUCUGCCUGUGACGAUAUGAAGGCCUUGGAUUUGCAGUAUGAGCUGCUUAAAGUGGCUGACCGCAUCUGUGACCACGUCAGUCAACUCUCCAUGUCCGACAUAAUGAACUGCUUCAAGGUUAACAGUCGCGCUGUGCAAAAUCUACUACAUCAAAGAACUGAGAUCAAGUCCCAGGCCAGUGGAAGGAAUCUUAUGGACAGAAUAUUCAUCUCAAACUGUACAGCAGGUGAUGUUGGUAGAGCUAGGGAUUCCACUUCAAUAGCAAUUUCCAAACAAAUCACGGCGCCCACAGACGACAGUCCCAUUGCAAGCACUCAGGUUGUGGUUGAGGAGAGAAGCGAGUACGCUAGCUAUGCGUUUGAGCACUGUAAGGAGAUGAUGAAGGUGUUCAACAAGGUGUUUGGCCUGCAGAGAUUCAAGACUCACCAGCUGGAGGCCUGCAAUGCUACACUGCUAGACAAUGACACCUUUGUCCUUAUGCCAACAGGUGGAGGAAAAAGUCUGUGUUACCAGUUGCCUGCCCUUGUAAAUGGGGGUGUGACAAUAGUUGUCUCCCCUCUCCGAGCGCUGAUACAGGACCAGGUCCAAAAACUGCAGUCUUUGAAUGUGCCAGCGGGUCACCUGUCCGGUGAUGUGACACCGGCAGAGGAAGCGGUGCUGUACGAGAAGCUUGACAUGAGGACCCCAGAGAUCAGACUGUUGUAUGUCACACCGGAGAAGCUUUCUGCCAGUGAGAAGUUAUUGGGUGUUCUAGAAAACCUGUUCAGCCGUUUAGUGCUUGACAGAUUUGUUAUAGACGAGGCCCACUGUAUCAGCUCGUGGGGACAUGAUUUCCGACCAGACUACAAGAAGCUAGGUAUGUUGAAGAUAAAGUUCCCUGGGGUGCCGUUAAUGGCCCUCACUUCAACAGCCACCAUGAGAGUCAGGAAGGACAUCUGUAAUCAGCUUCAUAUGAAAGACCCAAAAUGGUUUAUCUCUAGUUUCAAUCGUCCCAAUUUGAAGUUUGAGUGUCGACCAAAAAAGACGUCUACUGCCACCAAUGAUAUCAUCAAAAUGAUCAAGACUGAUUUCCUUGACAAAUGUGGCAUUGUGUACUGCCUGUCUCGGAAGGAGUGUGAAAGCGUGUCCUGGUCGCUGACCAAGGCUGGCAUCCUUUCUCAGUCCUACCACGCCGGACUGAGGGACGCCAAGAGGGUCAAGAUCCAGGAGAAGUGGAUGCAUGGAAACAAGUGCAAGGUGAUAUGUGCUACCACAGCAUUUGGUAUGGGCAUAGACAAGCCAGAUGUGAGGUUUGUGAUCCACUACUCACUGCCCAAGUCCGUGGAGGGCUACUACCAGGAGGCAGGGAGGGCUGGCCGAGAUGAGCAGCUAGCCUACUGCAUUCUGCUCUACAGCUACAAGGAUGUGGAGAAGCACAGAUGGAUGAUUGAGACGGAUAAAAACGUGACGGUUGAUUCAAAGAGUGUGCACCAUGACAACCUGUUACGCAUGGUUGAGUUCUGCGAGAAUGUGGCCGACUGUCGCAGGACUCAGCUCCUCGACUACUUCAAUGAGACGGGCUUUGACAGGGUCCAGUGCAACAAGAUCAAGGGGUCCAUCUGUGAUAACUGCAUCUCUAAGGACCCGUUAAUGCUGCGAGACGUGACAGAGGAUGUGAAAGCGAUCAUAGCAUGUGUGAAAGACCUCACGGCCAACAGCGACUUUACCCUCAAAUACUUUAUGGAAAUGUUUAAAGGCUCCAAUGACAAUAAGAUCGUAGAGAAUUGUCAUGACCGCCAUGCGAUGCACGGUCGUGGUGCUGCCUGCAACAAGCAGGACGUGGACCGGCUGUUCCGGAAACUGGUGAUCGACGGCAUUCUCAUUGAGGAGCCUAAGAUUACUGCCAAGGACCACGUCUCCUGCUACAUCAAACUGGGCCGGAAGGCACAAGACGUCAUCAGCGGGAAAAUGAAGGUCGAACUCCAAGUUCAAGGGAAUCGCAAAAAGAAGGAGUUGAUUGGAACAGAACCAGUCAGUGAGGAGCUGAGGACAAGGGCCGAGGAAAUCGCUUUGAGAAAACAAGAGAGUGCAGUACCAGGGCCCUCGUUUAGCAGUUUUAAGAGCCGAAAUUCGGCCAUAUUCCCCCCUUAAAAUAGUAUACUUUUCCCCUAUUUUAGCUACGAAUUCCCCCCUCCAAAUUUUAUUUUUUUAUUUCUAUACCUAUGUUGCCAUCUUGUAUCCUGCUAUUAAACUUUGAUUAAAUGUAUUUAU
Messenger RNA from Dreissena polymorpha, 3815 nucleotides. RefSeq names its product recQ-like DNA helicase BLM. Gene Ontology annotation, molecular function: four-way junction helicase activity; 3'-5' DNA helicase activity; ATP binding. Lineage: Eukaryota; Metazoa; Mollusca; Bivalvia; Myida; Dreissenidae. The coding region runs from base 321 to 3695 and encodes 1124 amino acids. The transcript has 25 exons. Gene Ontology annotation, biological process: DNA replication; double-strand break repair via homologous recombination. Gene Ontology annotation, cellular component: nucleus; cytoplasm; chromosome. The record is from RefSeq and is a predicted model, not a curated record.